Molecule: messenger RNA, 1933 nt
Organism: Epinephelus lanceolatus (giant grouper)
Lineage: Eukaryota; Metazoa; Chordata; Actinopteri; Perciformes; Serranidae
Product: N-acetyllactosaminide alpha-1,3-galactosyltransferase-like
Biological process (GO): carbohydrate metabolic process
Cellular component (GO): vesicle; membrane; Golgi apparatus
Molecular function (GO): hexosyltransferase activity
Source: RefSeq, a predicted model, not a curated record
CUGACUUGAAUGGAAGAUCAUCUUUCUGGCACUACUCUGGGAAAUUAUGGUCGUGGAGUAAAUGCAGACUAGUGUGAAUGGCAGAAAUGAGCCACUCCCUGAAUGUCACACACGGAGGGAGAUCGCCGCCGCAGAAAAAUCCACAGAAAGUGUCCCGAGGGUCGUAGAUCCUGUUAAUGUUCUGGGUAUGUUGUGGACUUCUACCUGAAGACAACCUGCAUGCAGGUGCCAUUGUAUCCACCAGCCAACAGAUACCUUCACCUCCUGCCAGAGUUUGUUUGCUGGAAAAAUUAAGAGAAUUUUUUUACAGCUAUGAGUUGGCUCAAUACAUGGAGUGCUAGAACCUUCUGCUGUCUUGUGUUGCUUGUUAUUAGCUUCACUUCCUUAUAUUUAAGACAUUUAGCGACCCUCAGGCCUGCCAAAAACCUGCCAGUGGCCAUUGAAGGAGAGCAGAGACAGAUCAUCAAUUUAGCCAACGCACUUAAGUUACGACAAUUAACGACCCUCGUCCCUGUGGACAACCCGCCAGUGACCAGUAAAGGAGAACAGAGACAGAGCAUCAAUGUAGAUGACACGCUUAACUUUGGGGCCAGGCCACGGGUUGCUACACGUACGUCUUGGAAUGCUCCCAUCAUCUGGGAGGGGAUGUUCGACUCUAAUCUUUACGACCAGCAGCACAUCGAAAGAAAUUCAACUGUGGCCCUCACUGUGUUUGCUGUGGGAAGGUACUUUGACGCCUACCUCAAGACUUUCCUUACCACAGCAGAACAACACUUUAUGUUGGGUUUACAGGUGACAUAUUACAUUUUCACGGAUCAGCCAGAGAAGGUACCAAAUAUCGACCUUGGUCCUAAGCGGAGCCUGAAGGUGAUGUCGGUGGAAAAGCAGUCCAGGUGGCAGGACAUCUCCAUGAUGCGGAUGAAAACGAUAUCAGAUGCCAUUGAAUCAGAGAUUCGUCACCACUGCAGAUAUGUCUUCUGCUUUGAUGUGGAUCAAGUGUUUAAGGGAAGAUUUGGCUCAGAGGCUCUGGGGGAUUCUGUGGCUUUGCUACAUGCGUGGUUUUACAAACUUCCAAAGAACAGAUUCACCUACGACAGAAACCCCAAAUCCAAAGCCUUCAUGGAAACUGGAGAUUACUACUACCAUGCUGCUGUCUUUGGAGGCUUGUCGGAAAAUGUGAAGAAUUUGGCAGAUUUCUGCUUUCUGGGUAUCAUGGAGGACAAAGGAAACAACGUGGAGGCUCUGUGGCAUGAUGAGAGUCAUCUGAAUAAGUACUUUUGGCUUCACAAACCAAGCAGGCUGCUCUCCCCCGAAUACUGCUGGGACCAGAUUAUUGGUAAGAACACUGACAUACGUGUCCAGCGUCUAAUAUGGGCACCAAAACAAUAUAACAAACUCCGUACGCGGUAGAGUGGCUAAAAGAGCCAAAGUCUGACAAAUACAAGAUUGUUUACUGUAAGCUCUGUAUUGAAUUCUUACCUUUUCAGGGAUUUGUAGAAAUGUGUAUAUAGAAGCACUUGGUGCCUUCUGUUUUGAAUGCUUAUUUCUGAGCAACACCGCUGUUGACCGCCAGCUUGGCAGUUAUUGGAGAGAGAAAACCCAAAUCUGGUGAAAGACAGUGGAACCAGGGUGAAGAAUUGGAUCACUUAAACCUGAUCAGAUUACAUUAAUGGAUUAGGAGCAGCAGCUGCAGAGGCAAGGGAAAGCAAACUGACCAUGGUGUGUGAAGUUUCAAUGGGAAUGCAGCACGCUUCAUUUGACAGUUCAAUUGAUGAAGACAUCUUUGUAAACAUAAGUGUAGCAAAUUUUCUCACAGUCUCUUACAGCACUCGACAGUGCAAGCGUUUCACUCCCAUUUGUGACUUAAAAAAAGGUGUGUGCAAACUGUAAAAAAUAUUUAGGGGCACAUGUGCACAUAAAAAAAUCAGCCGAA